UAUAUAUAGAUACAUAUAUAUGUAUAUGUAUAUGUUUGGCUGUGUGUGUGUGUGUGUUUGUGUGUAUGUAUGUGUGCCUAAGUGAAUUUAACACCAAUCUUAAAUGCAUACGGAUAUAUUAAUUGGGAAUCAAUUUGCAACAACUUCACCAAAUUAUUGGGUAAUGCAGUCCCCCGGUUUAGAUUAUCGGCAUGAGCUGAUGGGUCGUUUGCAUAAAAUUGAACCAGAUGUAGAACUCGAAGUUUUAACUACCUCCAACAGUGCACAUAAUCAUCAUCAUCACCAUCAUCAUCACCAUCAUCAUCAUCAGUUACAUCAGCAUUUACAACAGCAUUACCAUCAACACCUGCCUCAGCAUCAUCAGUCUCAACAUAAUCAAUAUCAUCAACAACAACAGCAGCAGCAGCAGCAGCAGCAGCAACAACAACAACAACAGCAUAAUGUGAAUACUACGUACCAGCAGCAACACCACCAAACCACGCCAUUUCAAACGCAUCAGCAACAAUUAACGACACAACUUAGCAAUAGUAGCAUAUCCAGCAAUAGCAGUAAUAGCAAUAGCAACUCAAGCCAUAGCAAUAACAACAAUAAUAACAAUCAUUUAAGCGAACAUCAUUGGCAACACGGCAGCACUAAUCAUGAUCAUACGCCAACUGCCAUAUAUAAUUUACAAGAAGCCCUACCGCAACAGCAAACGACAGCAACGGGAUCAUCAAGUGCAUCAACAACAACGGCCUCGCAUACCACAAAUAACACUGGCCUUGACAAUCCUGUUGCUGCUGCGGACGUUUCACCUUCACCCGCCACCGCUAACGAUAAUUUCUCGAAUGCUUAUGAUGCUACAAAUUCCUAUGAAGUGGCAGGUUCUUAUGCAGCCGUUACAGCAUCAGUCAGUGAUCCAACCACACCGAAUAGCGAUAAAGAAUAUUUGUUCGACACCAAAACUAAGGAGUCCCUUUGCCAUCAUCCCUACCACGAUAUGGAUGAUCCAUAUCAAAGACCCGCACUGUGGGAGGAUAUUGCCAGCUCAAUACAAAAUAUUGAUCCUGAAAAUGCUCUAAUGUUAGACUCGACAACACCACAUACGCAACAACAUUCAAAUAACUCGCAGCAUCAGCAACAAGAACAGCAAAAUGUUAUUGUGACCACUACGGCUACCAGCGGAAAUACACUGUUGCCACAAGUCAAAAUGGAAGCGAUUGAUGAUAGUUUGCUCGAAACAUUAUCAACACCGUUGCUCAGUCCUUUGGAAAUUAAAAAAGAAAUUAUAACAACAACUAGCAGCAGUAAUACAACACACCUUCACGCAAUGCAACAACAGCAACAACAUCAUUAUUAUCAGCAACCAUUAGUAUCAGCAGCGGCAGCAAGUAACCAAUUAAAUAUUUAUCAUCAUCAAAAUCAUCAUCAUCCAGCCCAUCAACAACAACAGCAUUUAUAUCAACAUCAUCCCAGUUUAGGUGAUGAACAUAUGUUUGUUUUGGGGCAGCAAACGCAGCAGCAGCAACAACAACAACAACAUAUUGCUGCCGCGUUGCAUAGCAAUAGCAAUAGCCCCAAUCAACCAAAUAGAUGCAAUAGCGCGGCCAGUAGUCAUAACAAUGAAACCAAUCUUAGCGCAAAUGCGGAUGGUGCGGAUUUUCUAAGUUUAAAUACGGCAAGUAAUGGGAGUGAUCAAUCAGGUUAUCAACAGGCACAACAACAACAACAACAACAACAACAGCCACAAUACAGUCAUAGCUAUUUAAACGAGAAUCUAAGUGGUUUAGCAACCACUCACCAUAGCAAUAACAAUGCAUCUCAGCUGACAGCGUUGACAGUAAGCGGAACAGGGCCACAUUUGACGACAGCUGCGAGCAUGAAAAAUAUAAACAAUAAUAAUAACAGUUAUAAUUAUCCAUGGCAUAGUAGUCAGCCUUACCAUAGCAAGUAUCAAAUACCUCCGCCUCCGCCACCAACGCAACAACAACAGCAAAUUCAAAACUCACAGCUCUGUCUACCUGCCUUAAUGCCAACAAAUGCAAACACAACUACUUCUAGUAAUACCGUGUCAGCAGUGGCGGUCGGAUCUCGUCAUAUGUUUGUACCCCCCCUAACGCCACCUAGUUCAGAUCCCGGAAGUCCUGGUAAUUCAAUGGCAGCAGCGGCAGCAGUCGCAGCCGCUAAUCAACAACAACAGCAACAACAACAGCAAAAACAUCAAGUUAGACGUGCAACACCACCUCCUCCAUAUCAACAGCAACAGCAACAACAACAACAGCAGCAACAGCAACAACAACAACAGCAGGGUCAUCCACUUUCUAGUAUUUGCCCGAACAUAAUCAAUUUACAUACGAAUGCCCCAGCAGUAACAGCAGCUGCGAUAUCAGCCGGUCAUCACCUCAGUCCAGUUAGCAAUCGAACAUUGACGACGCUUGGUCCGGUUACAGCAAACGUUAACGCAUUGGCAAUAUCAAAUGCAAAUAGUAACGCAACAGUAUCCUCCUCCUCAUCUUCCACUUCGCCAUCGUCCUCAACCAAUCCCCAUCAUCGCCUACCUCAGACUAGAGGUUGUUCCUCAACAUCAACACCUGCUGCUCAUUUAGCAAAUAUUGUAGUGCCGUCAGUGCGCACAGUACGUUAUAAUCGUCGCAAUAAUCCCGAACUUGAGAAACGACGUAUACAUCACUGUGAUUAUGUGGGUUGUACAAAAGUUUAUACCAAAAGUUCACAUUUGAAGGCACACCAAAGGAUCCAUACAGGUGAAAAACCGUAUACCUGUCAGUGGCCGGAGUGUGAAUGGCGUUUUGCUCGAUCCGAUGAAUUGACGCGUCAUUAUCGCAAACAUACCGGCGCGAAACCGUUUAAAUGCAUAGUAUGCGAGCGUAGUUUUGCUCGUAGUGAUCACUUGGCAUUGCAUAUGAAGCGACAUUUACCCAAAAAUAAAUGAUGAGUUAAUGAUAAUAAUUUGUGUCGAAUAAAAAAACAUAAAAGCAAAGAAAAGAAAACCUUAAGAAGAAGUAUAAAGUUUAUAAAAUAAGUUUAAAUCAUGUUCAUCUAUAGCAAAAGAAUCCAAAGGACUUUAGUUGUACUUAAUAUUUAAAAAAACAAAAAAAAAAAAGAAAAAAAAAAAUUAAGCCAUACAAGAAAAAAGAAAAAAUCUAUAAAUUAUCAGAGAACAAAACCGGAAGCGUAGAAAAUUUCCUAUAAGUUGUAAUUACAAAAACAAAAUAAAAUUUAAUAAAGCUAAACUUAAGUUAUAUCCAUUUAUUGUGACCAUAAAUAUAACAAUUGUUUGUUAAUUUAUAAAGACAUAAAAUUUUGUUGUUAUUUUUUAUUUAGUUUGCUACA
Messenger RNA from Glossina fuscipes, 3330 nucleotides. RefSeq names its product dendritic arbor reduction protein 1 (gene dar1). The record is from RefSeq and is a predicted model, not a curated record. The transcript is spliced from 6 exons. Gene Ontology annotation, molecular function: RNA polymerase II cis-regulatory region sequence-specific DNA binding; DNA-binding transcription factor activity, RNA polymerase II-specific. Bases 104 to 2929 code for a protein of 941 amino acids. NCBI's taxonomy places the organism in Eukaryota, Metazoa, Arthropoda, Insecta, Diptera, Glossinidae. Gene Ontology annotation, biological process: regulation of transcription by RNA polymerase II.